AUGCUGGUGAGGCGCAGAUUCACCUGCUCUGGCCUGGCUGUCCCCAUGGAUACGCGGCACGGUGUGGUGGCCAUAACCUUCCUGGCUUUCUUCAUGCAGGUGGUAGUGGAGGCCAGCUCAUGGUGGUCUUUGGCCAUGAACCCUCUCCUGAUCCCUGAGGCCUACAUCAUUGGUGCUCAGCCUCUGUGCAGUCAGCUGGCAGGGCUGUCCAAGGGCCAGAAGAAGCUGUGCCAACUUUACCAGGACCACAUGCAGUAUAUUGGGGAGGGCGCCAAGACAGGCAUCCGUGAGUGCCAGUACCAGUUUCGGCACAGGCGUUGGAACUGCAGCACAGUGGACAACUCGUCUGUUUUCGGACGGGUCACACACAUCGGUAGCCGAGAGACAGCAUUCACGUAUGCGAUUAGCGCUGCCGGCGUGGUUCACGCCGUAAGCCGCGCCUGCAGAGAGGGGGAGCUCUCAAGCUGUGGCUGUAGCAGGGCAGCACGUCCAAAAGACCUGCCACGUGAUUGGCUGUGGGGAGGCUGUGGAGACAACCUCAACUACGGCUAUCGCUUCUCCAAGGAGUUUGUGGAUGCGCGAGAGCGAGAAAAGGCCUUCACCAAAGGUUCCACAGAAAGCGCUCGGCUACUGAUGAACCUCCACAAUAACGAGGCUGGCAGAAGGACUGUGUCUGACCUGGCACACGUCUCUUGUAAGUGCCACGGGGUCUCAGGGUCCUGCAGUCUGAAAACCUGCUGGCUGCAGUUGGCAGACUUCCGUAAGGUGGGUGACGCGCUGAAGGAGAAGUACGACAGCGCGGCCGCCAUGAAACUCAACAGCCGAGGCAAACUGGUACAGGUCCACAGCAAGUUCAACCCGCCCACCAGCCACGACCUGGUCUACAUCGAUGCUAGCCCAGACUACUGCAUCUACAACAAAUCCACAGGAUCCCUCGGCACCUCCGGAAGGCUCUGCAACAAGACGUCAGAGGGCAUGGACGGCUGUGCGCUCAUGUGUUGUGGCCGAGGUUAUGACCAGUACAAAGCCCAGGUCGUCGAGCGAUGCCACUGCAAGUUCCACUGGUGCUGUUACGUCAAGUGUAAGCGGUGCACCAGAACCGUGGACCAAUUUGUGUGCAAGUAA
Messenger RNA from Chanos chanos (milkfish), 1125 nucleotides. It is a transcript of the gene wnt5a, whose product is annotated as wingless-type MMTV integration site family, member 5a. Bases 1 to 1125 code for a protein of 374 amino acids. Gene Ontology annotation, biological process: cell fate commitment; neuron differentiation; multicellular organism development. Lineage: Eukaryota; Metazoa; Chordata; Actinopteri; Gonorynchiformes; Chanidae. Gene Ontology annotation, cellular component: extracellular region. Gene Ontology annotation, molecular function: cytokine activity; frizzled binding. The record is from RefSeq and is a predicted model, not a curated record. The transcript has 4 exons.